AUGCACAGAGAGAUGAUGUACGCCAGCAGAGAUGGGCAGCACCCCCCCAGACAUCCCCCUAUGGGCCACCCUCCACACCACCCCAUGCAGGGCUCCUUGUCCCCAACCACGGCCCACUCCAUGCCCCCCUCGCCCUCCCGGAUCCCCUUCGGCCCGCGCCCGGGGUCCAUGCCCUGCAGCGCCACUAUGCCCCGGGAGCGCAUCUCUAACGCCACCCCUCCCGUGCGCUCCGUGUCGCCCUGCCCCAGCGCCAUCCUGGAGAGGCGGGACGUCAAGCCCGAUGAGGACCUAGGCAGUAAGAGUCACAGCCUGGUGAGAGGGGGAGAGGGGCUUUAUGCUGACCCGUACCUUCUCCACGAGGGGAGGAUGGGCCACGGCCCUGCCCAUGGAGGGCACCCUCCUCCUGGGGACAUGGUGGACCAUGGCAGCCUGGCUGGCUACCACCGCGCCUCCAUCCGCUCCACAGGCUCCUACAGCGGGCCCAGCCCCACUGAGGCCAUGGAACAAACCUCACUCUACCGCCAGAAGUCCAGGAAGUACGGAGACAGCCAGCUGCCCACGCUGGGCUCCAAGACCCCGCCCCCCUCCCCCCACAGGAUGGCAGAAGUGAGGAUGAUUGACAUCCACGGGGCCCCACCCCCUCAUGGCGGCAUUCCCCUGGAGCGCUCCUCGCCUGUUCGCCAGAGCUUCAGGAAGGAGGAAGUGGUCAAAAGCAGGAGCAACAUGGCGUCUCCAGUUGUCCCGGACCUCCAGGGUCACGGCCCUAUCCCUCCAGCCAACGACCCCCAGACACGGUAAGCCAACCCGAGGGACCUGAGGUGGGACAGGUCGGGUAGUGUGGGGUGGGGGUUCAGUGAAAGGGUAUGAUACUGCAUGGGAGCAUGGAUGAACUAACACUGCAUCCCUGCACAAUCCUAACUGUGACUGUGGGCUGCUCUUGAGUUCAUCUCAGCUCAGACUGUGUCUCAUCAUCACAACUGCAGGGUAGAGACACAGUGUAUCUGGCCCAUCCUGUCAAGGUCAUCACAUUUAGCACAGUGGGCUAUUAUAACAGUGUGUUAGUGUUAUAUAUUGUCUUGUCUUAUUGUGUCUUUCAGCUACACCAGUUGGGUCUGUGUGUGACUAGCUCUAUUUGUAUGAAUAUCCUAUUCCAGUUGAAGAGAGUUUACUCAGUGCUCCAUAGUUGACAGAGUAAACCAAGCCACUGCAGUAAUUGAAUAGCGCCUCACUCCCCCUAUUCAGACUGUAUAUUAUCAUGUUAUUGUGAGGUAUUGUUGUUUUAAUAACACACUGUCUGCAUGCCCAUGUAGAUCGUUUAAACCAGCACUCCGACAGCUAGUUCAACUAGGCUGGUUCUGGUUGCACGAAAAACAGAACACACAAACACAGGAGAGGGCAUGAGGGACAUAGUCCAGCCGUACAAUCAUAUGUGGUUUCAUUGGAAUGCAUUAGACCGGAGGGCUAGGGGGCCGAGGGGGCUAUGUGUGCACCGCUCAGGAAAACCAAAGAAAAUAUUGACCAGGUUGGUUGGAUUAGACCAGGGUUUUCUGAAACAGCCGAAUCAGGGGGAACAGACCACUAGGACCACCUGCAUGGUACAAACACCAUGGUUGCCUACCGAAUGGCAUCCUAUUCUCUAUAUAGUACAUUACUUUUGACCAGAGCCCUAUGCCCAAUUUGGGACCUUCCCCAUCUUAAAUGGCCCAGGCAUAUAGGAAAGAAGGAGGAAAGGAGUUUUAGUGGGAAGUUACUUAAUAUGUAAAAACAAAAAUGAUAUUUUAGGUCACUUACUUUAUAACUACAGAGUGGCCUUCAAGCAUGAGUUGUACUUACAUGCACAAAGAGCAUUCAAUAUACAGUGGCUUGCAAAAUAUUCACCCCCCUUGGCAUUUUUCCUAUUUUGUUACCUUGCAACCUGGAAUUUAAAAAAAAGAUUUUUUGGGGGGGUUGUAUCAUUUGAUUUACACAACAUGCCUACCACUUUGAAGAUGCAAAAUGUUUUUUUUGUGUGAAACAAACAAGAAAUAAGACAAAAAAACAGAAAACUUGAGCGUGCAUAACUAUUCACCCCACAAAAGUCAAUACUUUGUAGAGCCACCAUUUGCAGCAAUUACAGCUGCAAGUCUCUUGGGAUAUGUCUCUAUAAGCUUGGCACAUCUAGCCACUGGGAUUUUUGCCCAUUCUUCAAGGCAAAAUUGCUCCAGCUCCUUCAAGUUGGAUGGGUUCCGCUGGUGUACAGCAAUCUUUAAGUCAUACAUUUUACAUUUUAGUAGACGCUCUUAUCCAGAGCGACUUACAGUUAGUGAGUGUAUACAUUUUCAUACUGGCCCCCCGUAGGAAACGAACCCACAACCCUGGCGUUGCAAGCGCCAUGCUCUACCAACUGAGCUACAGGCCACAGAUUCUCAAUUGGAUUGAGGUCUGGGCUUUGACUAGGCCAUUCCAAUAUAUUUAAAUGUUUCCCCUUAAACCACUCGAGUGUUGCUUUAGCAGUAUGCUUAGGGUCAUUGUCCUGCUGGAAGGUGAACCUCCGUCCCAGUCUCAAAUCUCUGGAAAACUGAAACAGGUUUCGCUCAAGAUUUCCCUGUAUUUAGCGCCAUCCAUCAUUCCUUCAAUUCUGACCAGUUUCCCAGUCCCUGUCGAUGAAAAACAUGGGAUGGUGUUCUCGGGGUGAUGAGAGGUGUUGGGUUUGCGCCAGACAUAGCGUUUUCCUUGAUGGCCAAAAAGCUCAAUUUUAGUCUCAUCUGACCAGAGUACCUUCUUCCAUAUGUUUUGGGAGUCUCCCACACACCAAACGUGUUUGCUUACUUUUUUCUGGCCACUCUUCCGUAAAGCCCAGCUCUGUGGAGUGUAUGGCUUAAAGUGGUCCUAUGGACAGAUACUCCAAUCUCCGCUGUGGAGCUUUGCAGCUCCUUCAGGGUUAUCUUUGGUCUCUUUGUUGCCUCUCUGAUUAAUGCCCUCCUUGCCUGGUCUGUGAGUUUUGGUGGGCGGCCCUCUCUUGGCAGGUUUGUUGUGGUGCCAUAUUAUUUCCAUUUUUUAAUAAAUGAUUUAAUGGUGCUCCGUGGGAUGUUCAACUCAUCAACUCAUCUCCAACCUCUGGGCUAAAUCUACGAGACAGCCCUUGUCUUGUUUUUAGAAAUUCCUACUAGCCCACUCGUUUUUCUAGACUAUUCCAGGCAGACUCCGGGAGGGCAAAGCAGACAUGCUUAAGUGGUUGAAGUUAUUAGGCCAUGUUAGCUGGAAUAUAAGGUAGUUCCUGAAUCAAGCAUUCACUACCUUAGCACGGUAGUUUGACAGCUUGGGACACGUACUUUUGGCCAGCUAUUGCUUUAACCGUGCAUUUAACUGUUGUUUAUAUAGCAGAAACCCCAUCUACUUCACAAAUCAAUAAGUUAUUCCUAAAGGUUUUCAUAAAUGUUCUAAGAUAGAUGACCUACUCAAUGUUUUAAUGUUAUAUUGCUAAUUUGAUCGCUAAGCAACCACAUCUAGCAUGAAAACAAUUCCGGUAGUAUUUAGGAAGUAACUCCUAACUUAAGAAUUACUUCUAACUUAAAUGUUAGAAUGCCACCUUUAACGCCUAGUUAGCCCCAGUGUUAAAAGCUUGAUUUUCUGAUGUUUCCUGCAGAGAGCGAAUGAAGGCUAUGGAGCAACAGAUUGCCAGCUUGACUGGUCUUGUUCAGCAUGCACUUUUAAAGUCCCCAAACACUAGUGGCACCAACGAGGCUCUCAGGUAAGCAAGAAGAUGAAGAAGUGAGGCAGCGUGGGACAUUGAGUUCUCAGAGAUAAGCUCAGGUAGCCCCAGUCAAAGUGGACAAAGAUAAUAACAGAUAAACUAGCUCUCAAUUUUAGCAAUAUGUGCCAGCCUAGGUAAACAGAACAUUGUCAUGGGGAAACAGUGUGGACGAGGGGUCUGAUAUUGACUGGCUGCAGUUAUCUUUGCAUUUCAACGAACUCUGUGGAGAUCUUGUGCUACUGUGUUUGCUUGAGUUUCCAAUCAACAAUCUCAAUGUGUGCAUCAUGACUGGAAUGAAAAUGGGAUGGCUUACUAUGGGAACAGACUGCUCCUAACAGCCAUCAUGUUAACCCGUCCGUCUAUGUCAGUCUGUCCAAUCAUACUGUAUGGCUGUCUCUACGUCUACAAUGCUUUUACUAAUAUCUGUCAACCCUAACUCCUGGACAGUGCCCAGGGCUUUGUAUUCAUUCUCUUUUAUUGUGAUUCAACAGAAUUAAUGUAUUUUUCUCUUCCUCUCUGUGUGUGCGUAGUGAACAACCCAUGAAGACAUCAAGGCAAGCAUCUCCGGUUCAUAGUGCACACAGUGCAGGUCAGGAGGACCAUUAUUACCCUUCUGCAUGUAUCACAUUAUGGUUUACGUCCCAAAUAGCACCCUAUUCCCUAUAUAGUUCACUACUUUUGACUAGAGCCCUGUGGGCCCUGGUCAAAAGUAGUGCACUAUAUAGGGAAUAGGGUGCCAGUUGGGACGUAACCAUUGUCUACUUAGAGAGACAGUUCUUUGUUGCAUAUCCCCCAUGUUUCCCCCAUGAUGCAUUGCACAGACAAGUCUCUUAAUGUCACUCAACACAAUCAGCCAUAUGCUCUCCCCUACUGCACCACUAAAACACCCAGUCAGUCAAUCAGACAGGCGUCUUUGCUCUUCGUCAACUCAUAUUCCCCUCAAAUCCUCCCUUGUCAUACACUCUAGGCGGGGGAUGGAGGCAAAAAAGCUACUAACUGAAUAUGUGCUGCUGAAAGCAUUACGUAAAACAAGAGAGAUGUAUUAUUUCUCGAUCUCGCCAAGAUGAUUCAAUCUUGUCUAGCUAGCGGUCAAGGCAGAUGUGAGUUCGAUAAAAUAAAUGCAAUCUUGAGAGCGGCGGAAUGAAAACAUUGCGUAUUUAUCAAAUCAAAUCAAAUUUGAUUUGCCACAUGUGCCGAAUACAACAGCUGUAGACAUUACAGUGAAAUGCUUACUUACAAGCCCAUAACCAACAAUGCAGUUUAAGAAAAAAAAAGUAAAUUAAAGUAAAACAACAGUAGGGAGGUUAUAUACAGGGGGUACCGGUACAGAGUCAAUGUGCAGGGGCACAGGUUAGUCGAGGUAAUUGAGGUAAUAUGUACAUGUGGGUAGAGUUAAAGUGACUAUGCAUAAAUAAUAAACAGAGUAGCAGCAGCAUAAAAGAGGGGUGGGGUGGGGGGGCAAUGCAAAUAGUCUGGGUAGCCAUGAUUAGCUGUUCAGGAGUCUUAUGGCUUGGGGGUAGAAGCUGUUAAUAAGCCUUUUGGACCUAGACUUGGUGCUCCGGUACCGCUUGCCGUGCGGUAGCAGAGAGAACAGUCUAUGACUAGGGUGGCUGGAGUCUUUGAUAAUUUUUAGGGCCUUCCUCUGACACCGCCUGGUAUAGAGGUCCUGGAUGGCAGGAAGCUUUGCCCCAGUGAUGUACUGGGCCGUAUUCACUACCCUCUGUAUUGCCUUGCGGUCGGAGGCCGAGCAAUUGCCAUAACAGGCGGUGAUGCAACCAGUCAGGAUGCUCUCGAUGGUGCAGCUGUAGAACUUUUUGAGGAUCUUAGGACCCAUGCCAAAUCUUUUCAGUCUCCUGAGGGGGAAUAGGCUUUGUCGUGCCCUCUUCAUGACUGUCUUGGUGUGUUUGGACCAUGAUAGUUUGUUGGUGAUGUGGACACCAAGGAACUUUAAGCUCUCAACCUGUUCCACUACAGCCCCGUCGAUGAUAAUUUUUUUCCUGUAGUCCACAAUCAUCUUUGUCUUGAGCACGUUGAGGGAGAGGUUGUUAUCUUGGCACCACACGGCCAGGUCUCUGACCUCCUCCCUAUAGGCUGUCUCAUCAUUGUCGGUGACUGUUGUGUCGUCGGCAAACUUAAUGAUGGUGUUGGAGUUGUGCCUGGCCAUGCAAUCAUGGGUGAACAGGGACUACAGGAGGGGACUGAGCAUGCACCCCUGAGGGGCCCCCAUGUUGAGGAUCAGCGUGGCAGAUGUGUUGUUACCUACCCUUACCACCUGGGGGCAGCCCGUCAGGAAGUCCAGGAUCCAGAUGCAGAGGGAGGUGUUUAGUCCCAGGGUCCUUAGCUUAGUGAUGAGCUUUGAGGACACUAUGGUGUUGAACGCUGAGCUGUAGUCAAUGAAUAGCAUUCUCACAUAGAUGUUCCUCUUGUCCAGGUGGGAAAGGGCAGUGUGGAGUGCAAUAGAGAUGGCAUCAUCUGUGGAACUGUUGGGGCGGUAUGCAAAUUGGAGUGGGUCUAGGGUUUCUGGGAUAAUGGUGUUGAUGUGAGCCAUGACCAGCCUUUCAAAGCACUUCAUGGCUACAGAUGUGAGUGCUACGGGUCGGUAGUAAUUUAGGCAGGUUAUCUUAGUGUUCUUGGGCACAGGGACUAUGGUGGUCUGCUUGAAACAUGUUGGUAUUACAGACUCAGUCAGGGACAUGUUGAAAAUGUCAGUGAAGACACUUGCCAGUUGGUCAGCGCAUGCUCGGAGUACACGUCCUGGUAAUCCAUCUGGCCCUGCGGCCUUCUGAAUGUUGACCUGUUUAAAGGUCUUACUCACAUCGGCUACAGAGAGCUUGAUCACAUAGUCAUCCGGAACAGCUGAUGCUCUCAUGCAUGCUUCAGUGUUGCUUGCCUCGAAGCGAGUAUAGAAGUGAUUUAGCUUGUCUGGUAGGCUUGUGUCACUGGGCAGCUCGUGGCUGUGCUUCCCUUUGUAGUCUGUAAUAGUUUUAAAGCCCUGCCACAUCUGACGAGCAUCAAAGCCGGUGUAGGACGAUUCAAUCUUAGUCCUGUAUUGACUCUUUGCCUGUUUGAUGGCUCGUCGGAAGGCAUAGCGGGAUUUCUUAAAAGCGUCCGGGUUAGAGUCCCACUCCUUGAAGACGGCAGCUCUACCCUUUAGCUCAGUGCGGAUGUUGCCUGUAAUCCAUGGCUUCUGGUUGGGGUAUGUACGUACGGUCACUGUGGGGACGACGUCAUCGAUGCACUUAUUGAUGAAGCCAGUGACUGAUGUGGUGUACUCCUCAAUGCUAUCGGAAGAAUCCCGGAACAUGUUCCAAUCUGUGCUAGCAAAACAGUCCUGUAGCUUAGCAUCUGCGUCAUCUGACCACUUCCUUAUUAACCGAGUCACUGGUGCUUCCUGCUUUAGUUUUUGCUUAUUAGCAGGAAUCAGGAGGAUAGAGUUAUGGUCAGAUUUGCCAAAUGGAGGGCGAGGGAGAGCUUUGUACGCGUCUCUGUGUGUGGAGUGAAGGUGGUGUAGAGUUUUUUUCCCUCUGGUUGCACAUUUAACAUGCUGGUAGAAAUGAGGUAGAACGGAUGUAAGUUUCCCUGCAUUAUGCGGCUGCUGCCAAAGCAACUUUUUCUUCUUCUCACAGGUUUCCCUUUGCUUAUCUUUCCCGCCAUCAAAUACAAACAUGAAGAAUUGACUAUGGCUCAUAUUUCUCUUGAUUCCUCAAAUAUUUCCUUGUUGUUACUUCAUAACCUGUCCCCAUCACAAGAGCAUCCUCUCGGUCUCCAAACAGUGGAUGAAUCCUAAAUGGCACCCUAUUCCCUGUAUGGUGCACUACUUUUGACCAGAGCCCUAGGGUAUAGUAGUGCCAUAUAAAGGGGUGUGAUAUGGAAUGCAGACAGUGUGACACACAUGAACAGCACUCAUCUGAACCUGCACUUCAGGUCUGUGCAGCUGUCAUUCACUAUGAGAGGACUCUGAGGUGAAUGUUGGAGGGGGAUUACACAGUGACAAUAGCACUGUGUUCUCUAUCCCCACUGCAGGGCUCUACUACGGCUGUGUCCCAAAUGGCACCAUAUUCCCAUGAUAGUGCACUACUUUUGAUGGGCCCCGGUCAGAAGUACUGCACUAUAUAGGGAAUAGGGUAACAUUUGGGACGCUGACCUACUCUGUGUGGAGGGAGUUCUCUCUCUCUCUCUCUCUCUCUCUCUCUCUCUCUCUCUCUCUCUCUCUCUCUCUCUCUCUCUCUCUCUCUCUCUCUCUCUCUCUCUCUCUCUCUCUCUCUCUCUCUCUCUCUCUCUCUCUCUCUCUCUCUCUCUCUCUCUCUCUCUCUCUCUCUCUCUCAUUCACUCAGAACAUUCCACUCUCUCAUUGUUCUGACACUGGGCAGGGACUUUUUCUCUUCCGCUAAGGGACUUGAGUGGCUUAGUGACACUGUGCCGCUCCCACCUGUUGACAACAAGCGCCCCAGAGACAGAACUGAAGGUCAUAGGUCAUACUCCAUUCUGAAUGGGAGACACAGUGUAAUUGAAUUCAACUUCAGUUACUGUCAAUACAGACUGCAGUUGGCAUGGCUUGUCAAGAGUCAUUCUGUCGUCAGUCUCCAAGGCCAGAGGACAUUAUGUCUGGCGGUUGUUUUCGACAGCAGGCGAACCCGUCUCCUGUCUCUUAUUUCUCACAGUGAUUGCGUCCCAAAUUGCUCCCUAUACCGUGCACUACUUUUGACCAGAGUUUGAUGGGGCCUGGUCAAAAGUAGUGCACUACAUAGGGAAUAGGGUUCCAUUUGAGAUGUGGCCAUGGUGAGGUUGGCGGUCGGCAGUCUAUUUCAGUCGGCACUGCCAAUGUAAGUACCCGUGUGCUCCUGUGGGCAGCGGGGGAGACGCCACGGGAAGCACAGGCCCUCAUUACUUAACAUUAGGAAUAUUAAAUCAGGAACCAACGCGGCUGUGGGGAAUGUGUUUGGAAAUGCGCAAGGCGAGUGAGGCGAGUGCUGGGCUGUGGCCAGGCUAAUGCCUCACAGAGGUUGCAUCUCAAAUGGCACCCUAUUCCCUAUAUAGUGCACUACUUUGUAUUGCCUGCUUCCCAAUGGGCCUUGGUCAAAAGUAGCGCACUACAUAGGGAAUAGGGUAGUAUUUGGGACGCAUGCAGACACAAGGCAGAAAGUGAAAAGGAGGGGAGAAAACAUUAAUACAUUACUCCAUCCAUUCAAUCUCAGAGGAGACAUUUUACUUUUUACGUGCAUGUGCACUUUUGACUGUGGGGUAUUUCAUUUGCAGUAAAUAAGGGAGUUAUGGAUUGCAUGCUUCCUCCAAAAUCUGCAGUGUUUUUCCGUCACAUUGUGAAAGGGUUUUAUGUACUGGUGGAUGCAUCUCUACAGCAUAGCCUACAUUGUGAAUAAUUCAAAUAAAAUGAAUUAAUAUGUGUUUUCCAAUUUUUUGGGCGUAUUGUUCUAAAUCAGUUUUUAUACAGCUAGAUAAAGCAUGUUUGUGGCAAGUGAGCCCUCUAUCCAAAUCUAUGUUUUCUUUCCAGUUUUAUUAUCAAAAUUGAGGAACUGACUAGCUUGUAGUGGUUUUAAAUGUGGCUAUUUGAUUUGAUCUCAUACAGGAGGUUCCCCUGUCCUAGCACCCAAAACUCCCGCGCCCCCCUCUGAGAAUGGCUCCACCCUCAUACUCCCAGGCUCCGCUCCCUUCCAGGCCAACCUGCUCCAAUGCAAGAAGAACGUCUCGGACCUUCGGCUGCAGCUCCAUCAGAUGAGACAGCUGCAGGUAACGUCACCAAUGCUCUAUCUAGGAGUAGGAUUACGUUUCCCCUAGACGCUGAUAUUGGGUCAGUUUAGCAUUUUCCCCACUUAUGGUUAAGGUUAGGAUUGGGGGAGGGAAAGCUCAUCCUAGAUCUGUACCGAGGGGAAACAUCACCCGGGAGCCCCUAUCUACUGUUAUUGGUUAUCAAUUUCAUAUCAGCUGUCAAGUAUUGCUUCUCAGCCACUCAACUACUGUCUAUCAGCUACUUUUCAACCCCCUCUAUCUAGAUUGGUUAAGAAAGACAAAACUGUGUGUGUGUGUGUGUGUGUGUGUGUGUGUGUUACCUAGCUCCAGAACCAGGAGGCUCUGCAUGUGCAGCUGAAGCGGGCUGAGCAGGAGAUCAGUUUGAAACUGGCGGAGGCCAUGAGACGUCUGGAAGACCCGGUCCAAAGACAGAGAGUCCUGGUGGAGGAGGACAGACACAAGUACCUGGGCCUGGAGGAGAGGGUGUUCAACCAACUAGGGUAAGAAAGAGAGGAGGGGGGGGGUGUAUUAAGUAGUGCACAUUGUAGCAACUCGUGUAGGUCCCUCCCUGUUUCGGCCUGUUUCGUUUGGUUGCUAGUGAAUACGACCAAGGUGUUACUGACUACUGACUAACUGCAAGUGCACACUCUCCAAACAUAGCUCACAGGUACCGGCAGGCCAUGUCUGUCUCUCAUUCAAGCCCAGCUAUCACUGAAGUAUAGGACCAGGCAACCUGGGAAGGCAAUUAUUUGCAGCAUACUCUUAAUUUAAUUCACUCGUCGCGGUUUGCCAAUCGGGAACGGUAAUUGAAUCCUUUUAAUUCUGAUGUUUAACAGGCAAGGUCAUAGCACUGCCUGGGUAGAAAGCAGUAAACAUAUGUCCUGAUAAACAUCACGAUAGGGGCAUUUCCUGAACGUUGGUUUUCUGGGUUAAUCAGACAGGCGCAGGGUGCUGUAUUCAGUUGUGUUUUCCUUGGUGCAAUGCCAGCUCUUACUCAGCAAAGGCCUGCCGUAGUGUUUUAAAUAUGGCUAGUUAAUGAGCUCUGUUUGGCUGAAGCGCUGCGUGCGUGACAGGGAAUGUGGUGUGAAAAGACGUAGCUUUCUCCUCUGGAGAGAAACGCAAUUUAAUACAACCUGGGAGGGUGUCUGCUGAGGGUUCUAAAAAUACUCUGAGAGGAAGUGAGGCGACAAACGACCAAGGUUUAUCAUUGUUACAACUACUGCAGCAAUCCAAUGGUCCAUAACAUGAGGAUAUUGCUACCAUGGAGGAUGUCAAAGGAAGGUCAGUGAAGAUGUUGUGUAUUGCGUCCUUUUUCACAAAUGUCAGUAGGCCUACAGGAUUUGCCAUAGUUUUAAGCACAUGCAUUUCCUGCAUUUCCAAUCCUUGGCUCGAUUGAGUCACUCCCAGAAACGGACUGGCCAUAGGGAAGUUCAGGCAAAUGCCGGAUGGGCUGGUCCAUCUUUAUCCCAGUGGGUUGGUCUUAAGUGAGGCUUUUGCACAGAAUUAUAAUUGUUUGGCUAAUAAUGAGGGCCUCGAGGAAAAAAGUGUUCCUUUUUGGGGGAACCAUUGUGUGUGGGGGUGAUUUCUGUUCCCAGUCUGUCUCUGGUCACUUCUAUUUAUUUCCAGUCAGUUCCGUUUACCAGUCAUCAUAAGCCCGUCAAAGAGGCUAGAUCUGAGCCAGCUGUCAGCACUAAGCCAGUGAUCCUACUGCCCUUGAGCAAUAGAGAAAGAUGAGAGAGAGUUGAGUGCCCAUGAAGCCUCCUCAAAUAGAUGAUCCCUGGGACAUCAUAAGUGUUUGUCAAGCUACUUUUAGAAGUGGAUUUUAAUGCUGCGACACUUUAUCUACUUUCUGAAGUCCUGUAAAGCUCUUUUAAGAAGAAAGAGCUGUUUUUUCCCCGUCAGCUCUUCAGUUGAACUUUCCCAUAGUCAUCAUCAAGAGUCCUUCACAUAAGAGGACUGCGACGUCAGUAGUUAUCGUCUUUUCACUCCCAUUUGAGAGCAACUCUACAAAAAGCUUACGGUUCUCCAAGGAAGCUGGUCACAAAGAAAUCACCAUUUAGUUCUCUCAUGCAGUUCAGAACAGCACACAAUGUUAUCAUCCACCCAGCACAUUUCCCCUUGGAGUUGACUUCUCAGGAUCCCAUGGAUACAGUGUAUCAAACUGAUAGGAUCCUAUGUAAGGAAGUGGUCGCACAAAUAAACCCAGUUUCCAUGUGAACACAGUUGAGGUUUUGGCAAGUAACCCAAUCCAGUCGGAGCCAACUCACAGAAGAAGUGCAGCGGGGUCUGACUGAGAAAGGCAACUUUGGCUAUUAAGGUUGAAGGGCUGACUUUCCUACAGCCCAGAUGUUCUUGUUUUUUAAAUACAACCUUGUUUCACUUGUCAUUCAGUUACCUCAAACUAGAGCUCCCUCUGUGCCCAUAAGGUUAAAUUAGUAUUGUCUGCCCCCUUGUGUCGAAAUGGAGUCAGUGUUUCAGGUGACACUUCAAGCACGCAAUCUGAAGUCUGAUCCGAUCUGUUAGCAUCACUAGUAUGUCAGGGAUUUGAUGGUGCCUCCAUAUCUCAUUUGGUAGCAAUGGAGAUGAAAUUAUUAAAAUGUUUGAAUAGAUUUAUGUAGUGCUUUAAGUGCUUACAUAGUAAGAGGGAAACCCACCUCAUCCACCACCAAUGUGUGGCAACCAUUUGUGGCACAAACCUCACCACACAUCAGCUAGCAUGGUGGAGAGGUGAGGAGUGAUAAAAAUUAUGCCAAAUAGGAAUGGAGGUGAGCUGGUGUUUUUGAAUGUCCUCUCUGUCUGUCUGUGUGUGUAGGGAGCUGGAGCUGUAUGUGGGCACUCUGAAGAGGGAGACUGGCUCGGCGGGGGCUCACAGAGCUGUGACACUGAAGCAUGUGGAGGAGGGGGCAGUUAGCCUCAGGAGAGUGGGAGAAUCUUUGGCAGGACUCAAAGGUAAGACGGCAGUACAGUAUAGCCUACUUUUAAGACACAAACAGUACCUUCGAUUAUGUGCGUUGACAUGGAUUCUAUAGGUUCCAUGAGCUAGGGUUUUCAGUUACCGGUGAGAAGUCAGAUAAUAUAAUUAAUGAAUUUAUACUGAACAAAAAUCUAAACGCAACAUGUAAAGUGUUGGUCCCAUGUUUCAUGAGGUGAAAUAAAAGAUCACAGAAAUGUUCCAUUCGCACAAAAAGCUUAUUUCUCUAACAUGUUGUGCACAAACUUCUUUCAUCCCUGUUAGUGAGCAUUUUAGCCUUUGUCUAGAUAAUCCAUCCACUUGACAGGUGUGGCAUAUCAAGAAGCUGAUUAAACACCAUGACCUGGUGCUAGGGGGGGGGUAUUUCUGUCUGUAAUAAAGCCCUUUUGUGGGGAAAAACUCAUUCUGAUUGGCUGGGCCUGGCUCCCCAUUGUGUAGGCCUGGCUCCCGAGUUUGAGUUUAUUUUUAUUUUUACAGGGACAGUGCACAUUAAUCAACGUUUCAGUAAAAUUGCCGGUUUUAGCCAGACAGCUAAUUUUCAACCGCAGUCCCUGGGCAGGUUAUUAAAAACAAUUACAAUAACAAUACAGACAAACAAUGAGCGGCCUAUGCCCCUGCCCAGUUAUGUGAAAUCUAUAGAUUAGGGUCUAAUGAAUUUAUUUAAAUUGACUGAUUUCCUUAAAUGAACUGUAACUCAGUAAAAUCGUAGAAAUUGUUACAUGUUGCGUUUAUAUUUUUGUUCAGUAUAAUAACAUUAGGGUAACAUAAAGCUACAACUGGAAAACAUACAUUUCCUAAAAGAAAAUGUGUUUUUGUGUCCAAAAAGAGAAUAAGCUUGAAAAAGGUAUGCACACUAAUAAAGUUGUCCUCCAAUGAAGGUUGGUGAAAUUAAUGGAAAAUAUAAAACUGAAACUGUUCAUUUAAAAAAACAUGUUAUUUCCUGUAUGUUUUCUCAGGGGAGUUUCCGGCACUGCAGACGAGGAUGCGUGCGGUGCUGAGGGUAGAGGUGGAGGCUGUGAAGUUCCUCAAGGAGGAGCCCCACAAACUGGACAGCAUGCUGAAGAGAGUCAAGAGCCUCACGGAAACACUCAGCAGCCUGAAGAGGUACAUGAACCAUAUUCCUCACACCAGUCCGUUCUUUUUAAAUCCAUGAGGGGGAGUGUACAAGUGCCCACUUCGAAAGAAGGGUAGAGAAUCUGAAUGUAGCCAAGACGUACAGAAGCGAGGGAGUGAGAGGUUAAAAGAGAGACAGUGAGAGUGGGUGGAAAACAGAAGCUUUCAGAGUCAGACAGUGGGGAGCAUGACUAUAGUGUAAGGGACACUAACAGUUGAUUCUGCUGGCGAGGCGUUGGCUCCGAUCCCAUCCGAUGGGUCAUGCGGAAUGGACGGAGGUAGCGUCCAUCUUAAUUUAGCUCUCCAUUGAACCGAUAACUUAAUUAAUUUGGGCGCAACACGGCUCCCUGCGGCAUCUCCUUUCCAUAUAAACAUCUGUCAGAGACACUCUGCUCUGUGGGUCGUCAACACUUUUUCCCAGGGCGCACCACACAACGCAGCCAAACUAAUCUACAUUACCUCGUCCCCUCAGUACAUUUCUCUCCCCGUACGUCAGAGAUGAUUACACUCACUUUGAUGCUGGGUUUGGGCCAAAUACACUUGGGGAGGUUUGUUGUGUUUUCAGGCUAAAUAAGCUUGGGUGUGGCAGUAGUUCUUUCAAAUUCCAAAGUUCUGUAUGUACUGUUCUGUGUUAUGAGGUUAGGAGAUUUGAAGCAUGCUUUUCAUGGGAGCAUGGCAUAUGUCAUCAUAGGUACAGUAUGUGUUUAACCUUAGUGGGAUACAGUUUAGAUUAACUAGUGUUUGGCUGUUUGUGGUCAGUAUAUUUCCAAAACUUUCCCAAAAUUCUGUGGGAAAAAAUAUAUAUUUUCAGAAAUCCUGGUUGGAAGCACAAAAUACAGAAUCCUCCAACCAGAAUUGAAUUUUGAGAAAGUAACCUGAAUUUUGUAACUCCAAUAGUAAGUCUCUCCUGCCCUCUCUGCACUACAGAUGUGCUACAGAGGGCCUACUGAAGGGAUCUGACCCUGCUAUGUGUGCCUCAGUGAAACCAACCCCAGUAGAGAGCAGCCCAGCCACCACCACCACCACAGUGGACUCCGACCCCACAGUGGAGCCUCCAGCUUCCCCCUCGGCCCUGCCCGAGCCCCAGAGCUCCUCCAUCAGGUCUGAGGUGGUCAUGCCCUCCUCCCCCAUGGUCAUCCACCACGUCCAGAGUGCUCCGGUCCACAUGCAGCAGUCCCAGCAGUCUGCAGCCCUGCUGGUCCAGCCCAGCCCCCCCACAACCCCCACCCACAGCCAGGGCCGGGAAUCCCCCAGCUCAGCCAAGGGUUCAACCUGCACCACCUCGGCCUCAAACUCCAACCACUCCAGCCAGGUGGGAAGCCCUGCCCAGCAGAAGAAAACCCCUGCUGCCAUCCUAGAGUUGGCGACCCAGGCUCCGGUCAAUAACGGCAGCAGCGGGACAGGGAACCUCCUAAUGGAGGAGAUUCACACCAAGAGCAGCAAGAGCAAAAACAGGGCCAUGUCUAUAGAGGUAAGCCCUAUGGAAGUCAUAGUGCACUUCAGUCCUCAGUCUAUGAUCUAUGAUAUCAAUAUCCCCUAUGGGUUAUUAUUUAUUUAUUUAUUUAUUUAUUUAUUUAUUCUCUCUCUCUCUCUCUCUCUCUCUCUCUCUCUCUCUCUCUCUCUCUCUCUCUCUCUCUCUCUCUCCCUCUCUAUCUCUCUUCUCUCCUCUCUCUCUUCUCUCUCUCUUCUCUCUCUCUUCUCUCCUCUCUCUCCCUCCCUCCCUCCCUUCCUCCCUCCCUCCCUUCCUCCCUCCCUCCACAGGCGGCAGAGAAGGAGUGGGAGGAGCGGAGGCAGAACAUGGGCCACUACAAUGGGAGGGAGUUUGAGAGGAUCCUAAAUGAGGCCCAGGCCAACAUGAUGAAAGGCAUUCCCAGUCUGGAUGUGCCGAGUGAGGGGGAGGCCUCUACAGCACCCCCUGCUGCCAUGGAGGAGACAACCCCAGGCAAGGGACUUUUAUACAGCUUCAGCUUCUACCAAAGAGUCCACUACUAUAUUCCACUACUACAAACAAUUAUUUUGCCUAGGUUUUUUGAAGCAAGUAAACAAUUUUUCUUCAGGAAAAUGACCCUUUGUAGUUCUCAUGUAGCCCUCAUUGUUGACCUUAUGUGUGUGUUUGUCUAUUACAGAAUGGACUCAGCCUGAGCCCAGCACAGAGAAACAAGCUAAAGCCAAGCCUGCUGGUCCUGAGAAACUCCCCAAGUCGGUGCUAGAGAAGGCCACCACCACCAAGCCUACCGCUGCUGCAGACAAAGUGGGCAAAGUCAGCUUGGAGAAGGCCCCUCCCCCUCCACCACCCAGAAAGACCUUUCCCACCUCCAGCUCUGGAAUGACCACCACACGGUCUGGCGAGGUGGUUUACACCAGCAGGAAGGAGUCUGCCUCGGGACAGGUCAGUCUGCCAUGUAGUUUAGCGCAGGGUAGGCUGUGGUCAACUAGCUCUGGUCCAGGGGGUUACAUGCGGCUUGCUGACACUGAGCCUCAGCAAGCCGCACGUAACGCCCUGGACCAGAGUGAAUGGCAAACUACAGACAUCGUUUCCACUUGGGUGGUCCAGACCUGACCUUAAACAACAUGGGGAGAGGGGAUGAAGUCUAAGAACAGUUAAUCAAGCAAUUUGAGAACAUUAUAAUUGAUAUCUUGGAAUGGCCCAUGUUGAUCUGUUUAACUCUUGUGGUAAAUAAUAUUGAUGCUAGUAUUCGAGUCAUAUUAAAAGUAUUCGAGUCAUAUUAAAUGUAUUAACCCCCUCCCCCAUUCCCAUCUGCCCAGGAGGAAGAUGAGGCUGAGGUCCUAGCACAAGCCCCAGCUAGCCAGUCCAAACCCACCAAGGUCCCGCCAGAGACCAAGCCCUCCACCCCUCCCCCCGUUGCUGCCUCAGCCAUCCACGAGGAGGAGGAGGAGGACGAGGGAGACAAAAUCAUGGCAGAGCUCCAGGUGAGAAAUAUACUGUACAUCCAACAGCUGCUGUACAUUUACCACCACACACACAUACAGUGGGGGAAAAAAGUAUUUAGUCAGCCACCAAUUGUGCAAGUUCUCCCACUUAAAAAGAUGAGAGAGGCCUGUAAUUUUCAUCAUAGGUACACGUCAACUAUGACAGACAAAUUGAGAAAAACAAAAUCCAGAAAAUCACAUUGUAGGAUUUUUUAUGAAUUUAUUUGCAAAUUAUGGUGGAAAAUAAGUAUUUGGUCAAUAACAAAAGUUUCUCAAUACUUUGUUAUAUACCCUUUGUUGGCAAUGACACAGGUCAAACGUUUUCUGUAAGUCUUCACAAGGUUUUCACACACUGUUGCUGGUAUUUUGGCCCAUUCCUCCAUGCAGAUCUCCUCUAGAGCAGUGAUGUUUUGGGGCUGUCGCUGGGCAACACAGACUUUCAACUCCCUCCAAAGAUUUUCUAUGGGGUUGAGAUCUGGAGACUGGCUAGGCCACUCCAGGACCUUGAAAUGCUUCUUACGAAGCCACUCCUUCGUUGCCCGGGCGGUGUGUUUGGGAUCAUUGUCAUGCUGAAAAACCCAGCUACGUUUCAUCUUCAAUGCCCUUGCUGAUGGAAGGAGGUUUUCACUCAAAAUCUCACGAUACAUGGCCCCAUUCAUUCUUUCCUUUACACGGAUCAGUCGUCCUGGUCCCUUUGCAGAAAAACAGCCCCAAAGCAUGAUGUUUCCAACCCCAUGCUUCACAGUAGGUAUGGUGUUCUUUGGAUGCAACUCAGCAUUCUUUGUCCUCCAAACACGACGAGUUGAGUUUUUACCAAAAAGUUCAAUUUAGUGUGUUACGGCGUAGUGUGUUACUGAUGGUAGGCUUUGUUACUUUGGUCCCAGCUCUCUGCAGGUCAUUCACUAGGUCCCCCCGUGUGGUUCUGGGAUUUUUGCUCACCGUUCUUGUGAUCAUUUUGACCCCACGGGGUGAGAUCUUGCGUGGAGCCCCAGAUCGAGGGAGAUUAUCAGUGGUCUUGUAUGUCUUCCAUUUCCUAAUAAUUGCUCCCACAGUUGAUUUCUUCAAACCAAGCUGCUUACCUAUUGCAGAUUCAGUCUUCCCAGCCUGGUGCAGGUCUACAAACUCCAUAGUGGAGUUUGGAGUGUGACUGUUUGAGGUUGUGGACAGGUGUCUUUUAUACUGAUAACAAGUUCAAACAGGUGCCAUUAAUACAGGUAACGAGUGGAGGACAGAGGAGCCUCUUAAAGAAGAAGUUACAGGUCUGUGAGAGCCAGAAAUCUUGCUUGUUUGUAGGUGACCAAAUACUUAUUUUCCACCAUAAUUUGCAAAUAAAUUCAUUAAAAAUCCUACAAUGUGAUUUUCUAGAAAAAAAAUGCUCAAUUUGUCUGUCAUAGUUGACGUGUACCUAUGAUGAAAAUUACAGGCCUCUCUCAUCUUUUUAAGUGAGAGAACUUGCACAAUUGGUGGCUGACUAAAUACUUUUUUUCCCCACUGUACGUCAUACUUAAGCAAUAACGUCCGACUCAACGUGGAGUACCUGGAUACAGCCCUUAGCCGUGGUAUAUUGGCCAUAUAUCACAAUCCCCAAGUUGCCUUAUUGCUAUUAUAAACUGGUUACCAAUGUAAUUAGAGCAGUAAAAAUACAUGUUUUGUCAUACCCGUGGUAUACGGUCUGAUAUACCAUUGCUGUCAGCCAAUCAGCAUUCAGCGCUCAAACCACCCAGUUUAUAAUAUACAAUAAUGAUCACAUAGAACCACCGGAAAACACAUCCACAUACACACUGAUGGUGGUUGUGAGGAAGUUAAAUGUGCUGUAUCUCUCCUUGACUGUGGGAGUGGGUCCUCUAUCCCUUAUUUUUGUGGUGGUUGGGUUACCUUCACUUGGCAGAGGAUGGAUGCAAUCAUUUACAAAACCAGAAUUAGCCAUGGUCUUACCCCUAGAAAGUUGAACCAUUCGGCCACCACAGCACUAGGUUAAUAGUAUACAAGUAGUAUCAGACCAGAACUAGGCAGAAGAAUGUUCUCCACUUAACUGCCUGGUACUGUAGGUGUUUCUAAUAGACUAUCACCUCACAUAUGGUAGGUACAGUAUAGGUAGGCUCUAGCCCUCAGGGCCCUAAACCCUAAUCCCCUGACCUAUCUUCACUCCCCAGGUGUUCCAGAAGUGCACAGUUAAGGAUGUAGGGGUGAAAAGUAGUGUGCUAGAGACACACUCUACUCGAGUUGAGCCCCAGAUCAGAGAGCUAAGACCUGGGGCUUUAUUGCCCCACAAAGAGAAAAAGGUAAAGGAUGUGGCUCCGUUUAGCCGUCCGCCUAACUGCCUGCUUCUGCCGACUACGUGACGCCAACUAACGAUUGCCUUAAUCUCCCCUGUGCCUUUCCUCUGUGACUUUCACACCUCCCUGCUUCUGCCUCAGUCAAGAGAUCUGUACUGUAACAACUUCACUACCCAAAAUCCCUUCUGUUUCUGACUUAUUCUCCUUUUCCCUUUUUGAUUUCAAUGUAACUCAUGGCUUGGACUUGUUUUUCUCUGAUUAAGUCUGCAGAAAAUGUCUGGAAAAGUUUGUGUGCAUCCAACAAAUGAAUGAUGUCUUGUUGCUACUGAUAUUUGAUUGCAUUAUGUUUGUCUUGAUUGAUCCAACCAAUAAACUAAUCCUUUAUCUUGAAUCCAGACAUAAUCGAAUGGUCUUGUCCGUUUUCUUUGGAAUAUCUGCCCUUUAUUAAAAUAAUCAUUUGCUAAUAGACUUUGCUAUAUGAAAUUACUUUGAGUUGAUUGGCUAUUGAGGAGAACAAGGUUUUAUUACUUGGUACCUAGGUGACAGACUUGUUUUUGCAGACUUGGUUUACUUUUGGUCACACUGACCACUUUGCCCUUUGACCCCUGGGCUCUUUUUCUUUACUUGCCUUAUUUCUUGGGAACAAUACCUUACUAUUUCUCUAAAUCUUUAUAGAACUUUAACUUGAUCUGCUAAUUCAUUUUAAUGUGGUUGUUGUCCACAGGAGAAAGUAUGUUUUUACACAGUCACACAGUAAACUACAGUGUGUAUGUGUCCCAUAUAUAGCACACUAUUAGCUAUAUAGUGCACUACGUUUGACCAGAGCCCUAUUUGCCCUGGUGAAAAGUAGUGUUCCUCACUCAGAAACCUCACUCAGAAACCAUGUCACACAAGAUAUUGUACAUGGACUGUAUGAGAGAACUAGUUAUUCUGUGGGUCAGAUUUGAUCUCUUCCUGGAAAACCCAAUGUUCAGCUCACACAUCAGUAAUGUAUUCGUCAUGUUAUUCCUACAUACACAUUUUCAAUCAUGCAACAUUGCAUUCCACUCACCACAUGGGAAUGAUUGAAAAAACAUUAUUGUAACACCAACAACAAUGAGAAUAUAUAAAAACAUGAUGCAACACUGAACAUUAGCUAGUCUGUGGAUAAAAUUAAUGUCAGUCUAUACUCCAGAUUAGAAUAGUAGUUAGUUAACUCAAAUUCCUUAGUAAAAGGGGCAAUCUGGGAUUGGUACAUCCAUUUUUUGACAUUUUGGAUAGACUGCUUUGUUGUUGUUUGAAUCCAAAAUUGUCCCUUAAAAGGUUUUUACAUAAUCCAUUCCCUUAUCAAUUAACUUCAUUCCAUUCCAACUCCCAAUAUCCAUAACAUACCAUAACUAUUCACUUGGGCCUACAUUAGUUAUCCUAUAAGGCAUCUAACAAUGCUUGUAAACAAACAUGUUGUAAACACGAAGGACUGAAACAUGCUGACGUUUCAGGAUCUACUUCUUAUCUUCUUGAUCUUGAAACACAUACUAUAGUACAGCAAAUCAAAAGAUGCCUUAUAGGAGGGUUGUUGCCCAAUGCAGUGUUAAGACCGUGGAUGUAAAUACCUAUUUGAAUGUACCAUGCAAUCCACAGUGUCUUAAACCUUGUUUCAAUUGGCACUUUAAAUCAGGGCCAAAUUCGAUCUGUGCCCACCAAGAACUGCCUGACCUGGCUUGAAUUGAAAUGCCAAUGGAAACAAGGCUUUAGAGUGCAGUUGCACAAUAGAGUGCACCCAUAGAGUGCAGUUUCGCAAUAAUGCUGUCCCUUAAUUCACAAACUGUCCUAGCAGAGCUCGGAGAAAACUCGGGAGGACAAACAUCCCAACGCAGAUGAAAACGGGAACACCACCCCUCUUCGUCAAAGCCCAGGGGUACGAAUACCAUAUUCUGACCCCUAAAACUUCGUAGUCAAAAUCUCAGGGCAUUUAUUAAGCUAAGAAUAGUCUUGACAUACAAAGUUUCAAACGUGCCUUGAAAUGUUUCAAAAUGUCAGGUUAUACAGUAUAUGAUAUGGGCCUUAUGAAGGCCAUUCGCAUGCCUUACAUGUCAUGCUAUACAGUAUUUUCCCAUAUUGAUAGGCUAGUCAUGUGGUAUAGUGUUGUGGUUGUAGCUUUUAGCAUGGAGUGUUGUAGUUUUUAAUAUAAAUUCUCUCCUCCUUUCUUUGCCGUAUGCAGGUCAUAUACUACGUCACUGGGCAGAUCUCCAAAGAGCAGCUGCCACCCCCGGCCACAGUGGAGGAGGCUCCGGAACGCAGAGACAACCCAACACUGUCCCCCUCACAGGUGUCAAAUGUGAAUGCUAAUGACAAUUCCCCAAGCCAGCAGCCACAACCGAAACCCCAGCAGUUAGGGCCACCUGUAUCUCCCAAGCCUCUGUUCUUGAAUGGCCCCAGCCCUCUGUUUCAGAAACAGGUGGUGACCUCAGAGUCAUUGAAGACCAGCCCAGGAGUGGUGAAAGGGGUUCUGGAAAGCACAGUGACCAUCACUGUAGAUAAGCCUCAGAUAAGCACAGUCAAGAGGCUAGAGACCUCAGUCUCCUCAGUCGUCCAGGAGUCCAGCAUUUCCCUUAGUAAGAGUGUUGUGUUGCCCGCUGCAUUGCCUGAAGUCCCUCCACCAACCACCAUAAGAGAGGCUCCUAAGGCAGUGGUGUCUCCCCCAGAGAAGGUUCUUAGUGAGGCCACUGAUCAGCCCAGACCCUGGUAUGAGGAGGUGGAUGAGGAGGCCAGCCUGAGCCCUGACCUCCCUGGUGAGGAAGCCCCUCCGCCCCCUGACAACAUCGCCUUCAUGAUCACCAACAGCAAGGUCCAGGCCCUGUCCUGUGGGGAGUACCAGGAGCUGGUCAACGCAAAACAGGGCAUCCAGACCGUGACUGUGGGCGGGGGACCUGGGAAACGGGAGAUGACCAAUACCACACCGGGCGGCGGGGGCGGCUUGGCGGGGUCGCAGGACAAUGGCUUCAACAACAAGAAGCCGGUCAUCAUCAUCUUCGACGAGCCCAUGGACAUCCGCUCGGCCUACAAACGCCUGUCCACGGUGUUCGAGUGCGAGGAGGAGCUGGAGAGCAUGCUGGCCGCGGAGCGCAUCGAGGAGGAGGACGAGGAGACGGAGGAGACGGAGAGGAGCAGCGGUGGACUGCAGGUAAAGGUCAAGGCCCCCAGCGGUGCUCUUAGCUCUUCCAGUAGUAGCUUGUCGCACUCUUCCUCCUCGUCUUCGGAGCUCGCCGAGUUGUCCGGUGAUGGCAAGCCGGAUGGGAAGAAGAAGUUCAAGCUCAGGUUUCCCAAGAAGCAGUUGGCCGCUCUGUCGCAGGCCAUCCGCACGGGCACCAAGACGGGCAAGAAGACACUGCAGGUGGUGGUGUACGAGGACGAGGAGGAGUCGGAUGGCACGGUCCGAAAGCACAAGGAGGCCAAGAGGUUUGAGAUCCAAAGCCGCUCCAAACCAUCUGCUGCCCCAGCAGACAAGACGCCCAAGGCCCCAGCUGCAGCCGUUGUAAGGAGGGAGCACUCGGAUUCCAAAGGCAGGACGGACAAGAUCCGGAAGAGCACCUACAAGACCCUGGACAGCCUGGAGCAGACCAUCAAGCAGCUAGAGACGACCAUCAGUGAGAUGGGCCCGGCAAGGCCCCACCAGGAGAAACCAGUGAGGAGUGCAGGCAGCGUGGAGCCCCAAGCUGGGUGUGUCUUGAGUGGGGAGAAUGGAGGCCUGAAGAGGUCCUUAUCACUCCCUUCCAAGAGUUCACUCCUCAAGGUCCCCAAGCCCAGCAAGACCUCCUCUCAGAGGAAGAAGACCAAACCUCAGCUCCUCCCCCGGCCAGCCGUCAUCCCCACCGCCACCGUCACCCCCGUCACCAGCCAACAGGUCUCUUUCUAAGCUCUUGUCCCUCGGGAGGCUUUGGGCCCUCUUUUUACUCGUCCCGCUCUCCCUUCACUCCAUCCUAACCACUGGGUUUACCUUACCACUGGGUUUACCUUACCACUGAGUUUACCUUACCAUUGGGUUUACCAACCAACCACUCAUUAACUCACUCCCCAGGUGUUUUGGAAAUGUCAGAGCCCCUCUCUGUUGCUUUCCCCCUCUGUGUGAUCAUGGUCCAACAUGAUUGGGGAGUGGCAUUUUCAAUGGGUCCCUCCUCCUGUCUCCCAUGUCUCUCCUUCGAUUGGCUGCUCAAACUCUAACCGGGGCUUCAGCCAGUGGCAGACUCUUAAUCACACAAUGACACUCAAUGUUGAUUACACUGUCUUUUUGGUUUCUUGAAGCUGUUGUUCUUGGACUGCAUGAACUGUAGGGUUAUACGUUUUGGUAUAGGCUACUACGGUACAGGGGGUGCAUGUGCUCUUACUGGUGUUAUUAAGGUUUUAGAGGUGAGGGUAAUUUUGAAUGAACAGGUUUUUGUCCACUCAGUGCCUUGUUAAUAACAGUUUCUCAUACCUCCAAUAUGGUGUUCUGUUUUUUUCUUUCUUUUCUUUUCUUUCUUGUUUUGUUUUGUUUGGAUCCUCUUGCAGAAUGCAACCAGUGUCGCUUCCCCUACUAGUCGGAUGCCAGUGCCCCUGUCUGCGAAGUCCAGGCAGUCGCCAGGGACUACUACUGACAAAGCAGGAAAACAGCAAAAGCUACAGGACAGCACUCAGAGGCAGUUCCGACAGGUAGUUUUACUAUAGGGCUUUACCAGAGACCAUAAGGACUAGAGGGAACACACUUGUAUAGUGAACACAGGGCAUAGAAAACAAGAGGACUGUGCUAAGGGAAAUAAAUAUUGAAACAACCAAAGCUGUGAGAUUUCAAGUGUUUCGUUUAAAUGGGAUUGAGGUGGCCAUUUUGGCUUCUGUUGAUGUUUUCUCUCAAUCUACUCUGACUGAAAGGCAUGUUUGACUCUUGACUGUUACCCCCAUAACAUCAUUGUACUGUAUGCUUGUGCAUGGUCCACACUGCUCAUGGCGGCUUUUGCUGUGUUGGUGACAUGAACAAUUUUAAAAGAGAAAAGAAAAUAGAAAUAAUAUUUUAAAAGUCCAGAUGUAUCUUGUCAUUGACUGAGUUCUCCAUCACAUCCCCAGUUUCCAUCACAGCUGAGUUCCUAAACAGUGUUGUCAACCAACCCCAGGAUGCUUUACUAAACUGAUACUUCUGAUUGGCCACGCUCCCUCCUACCCUCAAUGCACCUCUACUAAACCCAAGCAGCCUACCCGAUACGCUCCUUUCUUUUCACAAUGCACAGUUACUAAAGAACACUUUAAUAUCCCCCCCGCCUACACUGGUGGAACCAGCCGGAUCGCUGCGUUCACCAUUAUAUUUCACUUCAACAGAAUGGUGAAUGCAACGAUAAGGCGGGUUCCACCAAGCUACCUUCCUCCCUUCUCUGGAUGCUCCUCUAACACCCAUCUCUCUUCCUUGCAGUAGCAGUCAAUGCAAUAUUCACCCCUACUGCUCUCGAUAUGCACUUGUAUGUUUUCCACCCUCAAAAAUCUCUCCUCUUAUCUAACAUACCCAACCUUUCUACCCAAAAUGCAUCUCUGGUUUUGCCCUCCUCUCAGUUUUUGUCUCCACCUCUCAGAAAGCUUGAAAAUCACUCUUAACACACAGGCAGCACCUAGAGAUGCCCCCGCCCCCGCCCCUAUCUCCAACCCCCUCGCUUUAUCCCUCCUUCCAUCCUUUCAAUCUUUUCUUUCUCCUUUUUAAUUCAUAGUGUGUUUCUCAGUUACUUUGCCUCAAGUAACCCAGUAAACAUAGAUACUGUAGCUAGUUUGAGCCUUUUUGUGUGUCUAUUAAUGAUCUUAGUAGUAAUAGGUUUGUUUGUGUGAUUGUUUCAUGUCUAUAACUUUAGUGAAGUCAAUGUUGUCUUGCCUUUUUUAUAUUUGUUACCUUAAUCACCAGUUCCCUUUUUGACAACCAGUCUUUGUUCUGGCAUCUCUGUUUGCAGGCUAACGGAAGUGCUAAAAGAGCGGGAGGGGAUCAUAAAACUACUUCCCCUACUGUACCUGCCUCUAAAAUCCCUGCUUUUUAUCCUAGCUCUGGUAAAGGCAGUACCUCCCAGUCUGCUCCAAACUCAGAUGCUACUAACCUUAUUAACCUUUCCUCCUCCUCCAACUGCUCCUCUUCCUCCCCCCACACCACCAAGUCCUCCAUCCCGUCCCCUCACGCCCCCCGCCACCCUGGCUCGGCCCUCUCCACCUCCUCCCACAUCCCCUCCCUCUCUAACGGUUCCUCCCUCAAACUCCCCACACCCUCUCACACAGGUAAAGCUCUCUCGUUCUCCUCGCAGACUCAAAACGGUCGAGCACCCUCCUCUUCCUUCUCCUCCUCGUCCUCCCCCUCCCCUCUGUCGCCCACCCCGUUGGGCCUGGGUAUGAAGAGCAUCCGCACCAUACACACCCCCAGCUUCACCAGCUACAGGCCCCAGAACGGCAGC
This is a messenger RNA of Coregonus sp. 'balchen', 25197 nucleotides long. The record is from the annotation of a GenBank genome assembly. NCBI's taxonomy places the organism in Eukaryota, Metazoa, Chordata, Actinopteri, Salmoniformes, Salmonidae.